CACGCCAGGAGGCGUCCAUUCUCUUCCGUCCAAUAAGAUUCGUCUUUCAGCGGAACAGUCCAAAUAGAGCAAGAGCCGUCCCACACUAGCGUAAAGCAAUUUAAAGUUUGAAAGUUGAAACAAGGUUCUUUGCCCCUGGUCAUAGACCCUUUUCUUCUUCUUCUUCUUCGUUUUUGUGAAUUGCAAGUAGUGGUGGUGGUACUUUGAUCUCUGGUAGGGGAUAGAUUCCGUGAGUGAGUGUCUUGCUGCUUACCGCUUCAACUGAAAAGGAGAAAUGACUUCCAAGGAUGCCAAAGAUCAACGGCUUGCAAAAAUUGUUUCUGCGAUUCGGGUCAUCCCUAACUUCCCUAAGCCAGGGAUCAUAUUUCAGGAUAUAACGACUCUGCUUCUUGACCCACAAGCAUUUAAGGACACCAUUGAUUUGUUCGUGGAGCGAUACCGAGACAAGAACAUCUCCGUUGUUGCAGGAGUUGAAGCAAGAGGUUUUAUAUUUGGGCCUCCUAUUGCCUUGGCUAUUGGAGCAAAAUUUGUCCCUAUAAGAAAGCCCAAUAAAUUACCUGGGGAGGUUAUUUCAGAAGAGUACUCAUUGGAGUAUGGAACAGACAAAAUAGAAAUGCAUGUAGGAGCUGUACAGGCAGGGGAACGUGCCCUCGUUAUUGAUGAUCUCAUUGCAACUGGGGGUACCCUUUGUGCAGCAAUAAGGCUAUUGGAACGUGUUGGAGUAGAGGUGGUUGAGUGUGCAUGUGUCAUUGAAUUGGCAGAACUAAAGGGUCGGGACCGAUUAGGAGGCAAACCAUUAUUUGUCCUUGUAAAUGCAGAUUAAUGGGUGUUUUGUAGCUGAAUUUUGAUGUUGCGGUUUUUUAACUGCUGUAACUUUUCAUUGAGGAAAUAUUUGUUGGAGAAAUGCUUGAUAAUUCUUCUAUGGAUUAUGAAAACUGAUGUUGAUAUUCAAUGUAAUAUUCUUAGAAAAAUGAUAAUACUAGUUUGGACCUAGAGGAA
This is a messenger RNA of Macadamia integrifolia, 999 nucleotides long. Its product is annotated as adenine phosphoribosyltransferase 1-like. Gene Ontology annotation, cellular component: cytosol; cytoplasm. The record is from RefSeq and is a predicted model, not a curated record. Bases 275 to 823 code for a protein of 182 amino acids. Gene Ontology annotation, biological process: adenine salvage. The transcript has 6 exons. Gene Ontology annotation, molecular function: adenine phosphoribosyltransferase activity. Lineage: Eukaryota; Viridiplantae; Streptophyta; Magnoliopsida; Proteales; Proteaceae.